CUCGUUCUCUAUCAUUCCACAGACUGUAAUUUAACUACACAGUGUACUGCACCUGUGUAGUGUUGCUGCCUCGACAGAUUCCCCUAGGUCCAGCCAGUAACAGUAACAUCAACGUUAGCCAUUAUUAAUGCUGACAAAGUCAUGGAUAAGUUUCAGGAAUUCACUGUCAAGUAAAUUUUAAAUAGUGCCAUAUAUUAACGUCACUAUAUUAUCACUUUAAUUUGAAUGUAAAGCGUAACUUUACAAUAUUCCUGUGAGCAAGCAUUAAUUUGAAAAAGAACGACUUCAUAGAUCCAAAGCAGAACUACUGGUGCUUUUAUUAUAAAAAAACUAGGCUCCCAGUGGACCGGAAGUGUCGAUGUAGUUGCUGACAACCGUCGAGGUUGGCCAACAGGGUAGCAGCUUAGCGGUCAUCCUAAAGUUAAACCAUAGUAGUAAGCGGUGACUUUAAACGUAAUGAUCCUCCAUUCAGUCUCCUCUUAACCUGAUAAUCUGAGUGUUAUGUGACGACACCAUGAAGGCAGUAAAAAUGAAGCUAAAAAGAGAUGUGAGACAAACAUGGAGGCUCAGGGUGAUGUCUGGUUUAACUUUACUUUAGCUAGUAAUUCGUUGUUUGACAUCUUUAAAAUAUGACCAGGCAAAACAAUAAAAUAGCAAACUGAUAAAGGAAAUGAAACCAUGAAUCUUUGAAAAGAUCUUCACCUGUCACCAAGCUGAAACUGUAAGUGAAUGUGUCAUAUCUUUUCUCAAUGUAUUUUAAUGAACUGUGUGAAGCACUUUGAAUUGCCUUGUUGCUGAAAUGUGCUAUACAAAUAAACUUGCCUUGCCUUCUCAAGUAUAACCUGUAUGCAUGUUGUGUGGUACAUUUAAAUAUGCUUGUAAAGGCAUUAUUAUUGUAUUGAUGGUGACAGUGAUGGUGAGUCAUGUGAUUGUGCUCUUUGAUGGCACAUCUUCACACAGGAAGGCAAGGUGUUAUAAUAUUGGGUGAGGUUCUGUAGCUUUUGCUUAGCUUUGGAUUGAAAUUUAUUUGCACUAUACAGUGGGUGUAAAAUAGCAUUUUCUAAUCUCUUCUCUUUUUUCUAGGAUGCUGAACCUGAAAGCCUUGUCAAAGUUCUUGCUACUGUCUUUAAAAAUGGAAAGGAGUGCUCAAGGAAGAUUUAUAGUGUUCACAGUACUGAACAUCUCAUAAAUCAAACAGAGCAACUAGGUUUUACAUUUGACCGUGUUCUGAAAUACCACACAGAUUUCCAAGAAUUCACUGAUGUUGACAAAAACAUAGAAGUCAAGAACUUUGACAAAUUUCAGGUCUUCUUGUCGAGCACAGAUGUAUUACCCCAACCAACUGCAGGAGAGGCCUGCCAAAUCCAGCAUGUACCAGUGCCAGAUGAACUGGCAGGCUUGCAGUCACUACUUCAAAGCAAAGCACCAGAAAUACUUGAAGAACACAAGAAAACAGGAACACUUAAAAUGGAGUCAAGAAGGCUCCUUGUCAAAGUAUGCAUCAGUCAUCUGGUAGAGAAGCAUGGCUUUUACCCACCAAGUGCUGAAAAAGUUGUUCUUGCAAAGAAUAUCAUCGCCACUUUCCCAUCCUUGAGGGUUCAGAUCGAAGGAAAAGGAGAUGGUUUUGAGCAUUUUUAUGAUCCAUCAUCACAUUGUGGAUUCUUGGAAAUGAGACUGCGUAACAUCCGCCGGAAGCUAGAGGCAGGUCAGCGCCGUUACACGAAGCGUAAGAUAAGCUGCAAUACUGAAUCAGGGUUAGAACAGGACCAGGGGGACAGCAGUGUGACCAGUGAGUGGAUCACCCUCAUGAAACGGCUCAGGCCCUCUGCAGAGAACACUCCGUCAAUCAAAUCAGCAAUGGAGAAGACGUACGCCAUGCGUAGAUCAUGGAUAUCAAAGGAGUCUCCCACAGUGGCUGAAAUCUUCAACGAAUACCCACGCUUCUUGGAUAUGCCAAGUCUGAUGGAUCUCGAGUUUGGCAAAAUGACAGAUGGAAAGACAGAUCUGUUCAUCAGAAGAUGGGAAGCCAGCAUCAUACCAAAGCUGAAAGCAGUUGCUGCCAUGGAAAAAAGUGAUGUUGCAGCUCUUACAGCGGGAAUGGAAGACCAGACAGAUGAUGGAAAGUGCUACACAAUGCUGGUUGUUCUCACACAUCUUCUUCCACCACUGCCUGGGAGUCGCUGCAGUGUGAAAUCGGCAAUAUCAUUCCUACUUGAUUUUGCACCGCCUGGAACCAGCAUUGCAUCCCUCUUCAGCAACCCAGAGAUGGCAUCAAAGACCCAGCCACUGCUGAUCUGCAUGGGCAAUCUGAAGAGCAUAACACGACAGUACAUCAUCAUUGCAAGAAAUGACAAGGUGACCGUUCCGGUAGAUGGUGGCCUGACAUGCGCCCUGGACAAGCUAUUCAAGCUGUACUGGGUUUGCAACUUAGCCUAUCCACCACAGCUCAGCUCUGUGUUCACCUUCUUUGAAUACAUCUAUGAUGUGACCAUCUCAACCAACAGGAGAGCCAAGGUACUGGAGCUUAUUUCAAAACUUCAGGCUUCACAGUAAAUCCCAAAAUAAUGUACACGUGUCCAACGUGCAGACAAUUAAUAUCAACAGAAGUAAAGAAAUUAAUUUGGCAUUUACGUGAAAUACAUGCCUUAUCAGAUGGACAGGACUUGACUAUUAUCUGCAGCCAAGAUGGUUGCCCGAGGACAUACUGUAACUUCAAUUCAUUUUCCAAACAUCUUCAUAGAGACCACCAGUCCACAACAACAUUCAUGGACAAUGUCUCAUUUCAAACUAAUGACCACAGUUCGUCAGAUACUUCUGAACCUGGGACAUCUAAUGCUGAGGGAACACCUGACUCUGUUUCACUUAAAACUGCCGUUCCAAGUGACUGUGUUGCCUCCUUUGUGGCGCAAAUGUACUCAUCCUCAAAUACAACUUUAAUGGAUGUUACAAAAAGUGUUACCUGCGUACAAGAGGUGUUAGAGAGGACUGUAGAAAGUCUGAAACAUUCAACAACUGAAUUGCUUAAUAGCCUGCAGGUGCCACUAGACAAUGAAUCUGUCCAGUCAUUGAUGAGUGAAUUUGAAAAUGCCAAACAUAUGUUUAAAGAUGUAGACACACCCUUCAAAAUGAACAAAUACUUUUCUGAGAAAUUUGGUCUUGUGAAGCCAAAAGAAAUAUUUCUUGGUCACAGGGCAGACACUGCAAGGAAACAGGGACAAGUGAAACAAGUGCUGGCGGCAGACACAUGCCAUUAUAUAUCAAUAAUUGAGACUGUUAAAUUUUUGUUCAGUAAUGACCAGAUGCAAAAUGUUUACCUUCAGAGUAAGAGGCAAACUGAAGGGAAAAUGCACAACUACUGUGAUGGCUCUCAGUUUUCAUCUCACCCAUUAUUCGGAACAUGUCCUCAAGCCCUCCAAAUACAGUUGUAUUUUGAUGACUUAGAAACAACUAACCCUUUGGGGUCCAAAACAAAAAUUCAUAAAAUGGGUGCCAUUUAUUUUGCCUUGAAGAAUCUGCCACCUGAACUUAAUUCAUCACUCUCAAAUAUUCACUUAUGUCUUCUGUUUAAUUCUAUGGACAGAGAGGUAUAUGGGUUUAGUAAGAUUCUGGAACCACUGAUAGAGGACAUUAGACUCCUUGAAAGUUCAGGUGUACAGGUGGAGAUACAAGGACAAAAUCAUCAAAUGUAUGGAACGAUAUGUGUCUUGACUGCAGAUAAUUUAGGUAUCCAUUCCUU
Cheilinus undulatus (humphead wrasse) is the source of this 3736-nucleotide messenger RNA. RefSeq lists its product as uncharacterized. The transcript has 7 exons. Bases 1468 to 2553 code for a protein of 361 amino acids. Lineage: Eukaryota; Metazoa; Chordata; Actinopteri; Labriformes; Labridae. The record is from RefSeq and is a predicted model, not a curated record.